Molecule: messenger RNA, 1244 nt
Organism: Ostreococcus lucimarinus CCE9901
Lineage: Eukaryota; Viridiplantae; Chlorophyta; Mamiellophyceae; Mamiellales; Bathycoccaceae
Exons: 2
Coding region: 155-1153 (332 amino acids)
Cellular component (GO): nucleus
Molecular function (GO): protein binding
Source: RefSeq, a predicted model, not a curated record
CGGUCGACGCGCUCGACGCGGUCGACGCGAGCGAGGCGCGCGCUUCGAGCGACGCGAAGGCGUCGGACGCGAACGCGAAGGCGUCGAGCGCGAACGCGGGACCCGACGGGCGGUGAAGGCGCGCGACGAAAGACGAGGAAGGCGCGCGCGAACGAUGAACGCGGAGAAGAGGGCGGAAAUAUACACCUAUGAGGCGCCGUGGAUGAUCUACGCGUGCAAUUGGAGCGUUCGACAAGAUAAACGCUUCCGCCUCGCCUUGGGUUCGUUCGUGGAGGAGUAUAGCAACAAGGUUGAGAUCAUCACCUUGGACGAGGAAACCGGGGAGUUUCCGAAGGAGGCGCAGUGUUCGUUCACGCAUCCGUAUCCUUGCACGAAAAUUUUGUUCAUUCCGGACAAGGAGUGCACGAAGGAGGAUUUGUUAGCGACGACGGGGGACUACUUGCGAAUCUGGCAAGUGCAGGAUGAUAACACGGUGCAGAUGAAAUCUUUACUGAAUAAUAACAAGAGCAGCGAAUUUUGCGCACCGCUGACGAGCUUUGAUUGGAACGAGACCAAGCUUCAGCGAGUGGGGACGUCGUCGAUCGACACGACGUGUACGAUUUGGGACAUCGAGCGCGAGUGCGUGGACACGCAGCUCAUCGCGCAUGAUAAGGAGGUGUACGACAUCGCGUGGGGUGGUCCAGAGGUUUUCGCUAGCGUAAGUGCGGAUGGAAGUGUGCGAGUUUUCGACUUGAGAGACAAGGAUCACAGUACGAUCAUUUACGAGAGUCAAACUCCAGACACGCCGCUGCUGCGUUUGGGGUGGAACAAGCAGGAUCCGAGAUACAUGGCCACCAUUUGCAUGGAUAGUCCGGUGAUCAUUCUCGAUAUUCGCUUCCCGACGUUGCCGGUCGCAGAACUUCAGAGUCACAGAGCGAGCGUGAAUACAUUGGCGUGGGCGCCACACAGCUCAAGCCACAUGUGCACGGCGGGCGACGACAGUCAGGCGUUGAUUUGGGAUUUGUCGUCCAUGAAUCAACCACCCGAAGGCGGUCUCGACCCUAUUCUCGCUUACUCUGCUGGAGCAGAAAUCAAUCAGUUACAGUGGAGCGCGUCGCAACCGGAUUGGAUCUCGAUAGCUUUCCGAAACAGCCUCCAGAUCCUCCGAGUUUAGUCAACGCGCUGUCAGGUCUGCGCCGACGCCACUGUAUAUUACCCGAAUUUCCGGAUACGCGACACACGACACACGACACGCACGCACGUAG